Molecule: messenger RNA, 189 nt
Organism: Aureobasidium melanogenum CBS 110374
Lineage: Eukaryota; Fungi; Ascomycota; Dothideomycetes; Dothideales; Saccotheciaceae
Exons: 2
Coding region: 1-189 (62 amino acids)
Source: RefSeq, a predicted model, not a curated record
AUGUGCAUGCGAGCCGAUUGCCCUAAGUGCAAGAAAGUGUCAUGGUGGGGAUGCGGAAAGCAUAUACCUUCUGUCAUGGACAAGGUCCCUAGAGAGCAACGGUGCACAUGCGGACCUGCCCUGGAAGUCGACGGGAAGAUGUAUCCUCCCAAACCUCCAGGCUUGUUCACCGAUUGCUCCGUCUCAUGA